Cynoglossus semilaevis (tongue sole) is the source of this 3256-nucleotide messenger RNA. RefSeq names its product adhesion G protein-coupled receptor F3b (gene adgrf3b). NCBI's taxonomy places the organism in Eukaryota, Metazoa, Chordata, Actinopteri, Pleuronectiformes, Cynoglossidae. Gene Ontology annotation, biological process: cell surface receptor signaling pathway; adenylate cyclase-activating G protein-coupled receptor signaling pathway. Gene Ontology annotation, molecular function: G protein-coupled receptor activity. Gene Ontology annotation, cellular component: membrane. The record is from RefSeq and is a predicted model, not a curated record.
AUGAUUUCCAGUGCCUUUAUGUUUCUGAUGGUGUCGAUGUACAUUUGCUAUCCGCGACGGAAAAGCCUUCGUUGGUUUAGCUCGGUUGUUCAAAAAGUUCCGUUGAGAGCACGCUGUGUUAUAUACGCAUAUCGAUCCUAUGUCGUAGAGGAGUUCUACGUUGCUGAGUUGAUGGUGGAGACAAACGUCACCCUGGACAGAAUCACUGUCCAGUCAAUACUGAAUACCAGCGUCCAGGUGAACAACAACGGAGAACUAUACACAGUGGAUCUUCUAGACAACCAAGUGGUAACAGGUAUUAGACUGUGGAUACUUGACUUUCUAGAAUGUGUCAUAAGUAAUGGAGUAUUUUACUGCAACUGUUCUUCGGAAUACAUUUGGACCAAUGACGUGUGCUACAAUAACGGCUGUUGCAAUGACCAACCCUGUAAUCUAAAUGCAUCCCAUAUAAUACCACUCUGCAUCCCAAAAGUCGACGGUAACAUUGAAACUAUAAUGCAUGUACUAUGUUCUACAGUGCUUCUAUAUCUGGCACACGUCACUGGCUUUGAGGCACACGUCAGCUCCACGGUCCUGACCUCCAAACUUCAAAGCAUUAUCAUGACUGUGGAAAACAGUCUAGACGCUGUUAUUCAUGUCGACAUUAAAGGCACGGUCAACAUAGUCUCUCCUGAGUCUAAAGUGUGCUACGAGUCCAGCCCAACACUGACUUGCACAUCUGAGCUGGAAUCAGACCAAAGUAGCUGGUACAUGACCAAACUCAACAAAACGUUUGAGCUCAGCAAUGGCAGCGUGGUGAGACUGAACCGCAGCUGUGCAACCACCGAGUACAAGUCCUGUGUGGCUGUGACACUGAACAAAGUCACAGGUGAUUGGGCAGUUAAGUUUGUUUGGAUGCCCUCUGUAGGUACGUACGAGUGUGGAUUCAUCUCCGGCUCUGUCAAAUAUGUGGCUGAGACGGAGUUGACUGUAGCCCUGCUGCCUGAAGAGAUCCACAUGAAAUUCAACCCUCCUACUGUUCAGUGCCGUGAUACAUCUGACGUCAUUUCCAACAUCACAGUCAACAUCACAAAUAGUGCGGAGCCUUACAACGUGACUUGGCAAUCCUCAGUUCUAAAACUCAGUGAAAUAUCCAAAACAUGUAAGACAUUACGGAUGACCAACACAAGUUUGACUUGGCCGGAGUCCUCUGCUUACAACGUCCUCGACCUACAGCGUUUUGUGGUUAAGUCGCUUCAAAUGCCUUUUUUUUUUCUAGUGGGUGAAAAAUUUUGCAUUGCGGAAGAAAAAAAUGGUUUUUGGCCCAAAACUCCAAAUGGCGAGACAGUGACUAAUACAACAUGUACACCUGAAACAGUUGGAUAUAAGUCUCGAACUUGUGAGAACAGGGUCUGGCAGCCUGUGUACAACCACUGUGUCAGUAAAAAACUACAUGAUGUUUUUAAACAAGCUGUGAACUUUGAAAUGGGACUUGGGGCGACAAAUGAGCUGGCUGUGCAUAUAUUUAAAGGUCUUAAGAAUGCUACCACUUUCACGACUGUUCAUAGCGACGUUAUAGCUGACCUCACUGCUUCAAUUGAGAUUUUAAAUGUGAUGGGCGACGCAUCCCAAAAGACUACGUUAAACGAAACUAUCCUACAUGACUUUGUUGAUGUAUCAAGCAACAUAUUAAACACACCCUGGAAACCAGUCAACACUUCCGUUCUCCAUAAAAUGUCAUCCCUCUUCCUCAAUUCUACAGAAAAUCUGGUGAGAAAUAUCAAACUGGACAAGGUCAGAAAUAUCAGCAGUCAAAACAUGGACUUCAAAGUGUGCACAGGCAGCGACUGCACUACAUCAGUAUUCGACAUCAGUGUAAAGCUCAACGGAAUAAACACUGUGCUAAAAACUGUCUCAGUCAAAAAUCUGACGGAUAAAUUAAAUAAUAAUUUUUGUGAAAGCUGCCCUCUUAGUAAUGCCUUAAUCAUAGCCACAACAGAGCAGAUCAUAAAUUCAUCCUUCUAUAUUACCUUGGAUUUUCCCAAUGAAUAUGACUCCACAAAUGCAUACUGCGUCUUCUGGAAUACAGCUCGCUUGGAUUGGUCAGAUGCAGGAUGCAGCGCUAAAACCAGCAGUGACAACCAUACACUCUGCCAGUGCAACCACCUGACAUCGUUCUCGGUGCUCAUGGCGAAAGGCAACACACCCAACCCUAUCCUGGAUGUCAUUACCACUGUUGGCCUCGCGGUGUCGCUCUGCUCUUUAGUGAUUUACCUCAUCAUCGAGGCUUUAGUCUGGUCUGCUGUGGUGAAGUCUAACCUUUCACACUUCCGUCACACGGCACUGGUGAACAUUGCCACAUUCAGAUUGCUCGCCGACAUCUGUUUUUUGGCUACCACCUCUCCGGACAUACUUUCAGAGAAAUUGUGCCUCUUUAUGACUAUAGGCAAACACUUGUUUUACUUGGCCAUGUUCAGCUGGAUGCUCUGCAUGAGUGUCAUGCUGGUCCAUCAGCUCAUCUUUGUCUUCAGCCCGCUGAGGAAAAGAGUGUUUAUGUUCCUGUCCAGUACUGUGGGCUACGUUUGUCCAAUUCUUAUUGUUGGAUUCAGUUAUUUGCAUUGCCAAUACACCAACACGAAUUAUUACGACAGGAAGUCGUGCUGGCUAGAUUUUGAAAGGCUCUUUGAAAGGUCCUUCCUUAUCCCCGUGGGAACCAUCACUUUCACAAAUCUUUUUUCUAUGUUCGUGGUCAUUGUUACUCUGCUGAAGACUUCGGUCCCGGACGAUAGCAAGGCAAGCGAAAAGCAGGCGGCCAAAAGCAUUUUCAAAGUGGUGGUCUUUCUAACGCCAGUUUUUGGAAUCACAUGGGGGAUCGGGUUUCUUCUGCAAAUGCUGAAUGCUGAUGAUCCACUGUAUGUUCCAGCUGAAUAUAUGUUUGUCAUCCUCAAUAGCUUCCAGGGGUUAUUUAUAUUGAUCACAGGGUGUUUGACAGAGCAGAAGAGCCGAGAGGAACUGAUUAAACUGAUAAAGGGUAAAACAGGACCGAGUGACAGCACCAAGCCUACAACUUCAACUGCACACACCAAACAAUGAUAAAGGAGAGGUUAGUGGUUAACUCAUCAGCUGCAUAACACUUUGACUGUGUUACCAUGACUGUAUAAAAAGUGGUGUUCAUCUGUACAAUUCAGUGAGCAGAGUUCUUGCUUUCCAAUUCUAGGGUUGUCAAAGUCAACACAUUCAUCACAUGAAUUAAUCUGUAAGGAUUAGUCAGAUUCUU